AGUUGAAAACUCUGAUAACUUUAUCCACGCGCUAGAUAAAGCACGUGUUCUGCAAUCUCAUCUCGGGGCCGAGUCAAAAGAAGAAAUCUAGAGGCGAUUCUCUGAUCCGAUUCCGGCGAGAGAGAGAGAGAUCUUCUCCGAUAAUGGCGUCCUUUAAGGUGAUGCAUUCUUCCACUUCUACAAACUCGGAUCCAUCUCGUCGCAUCCCUUCUUCCUCUAUAAGACCUCAACCGUUCAGGCGAGAUCCCAACGCGAGGAUUCUCGGCGGUUACGACGGUUACAGUCCCGGCACGAUGACGGUUGAAGGGAUUCUACACGAGACUUUCGCAUCGGAUCCACCGGCGACGGAUUCUUCGCUCCUGAUGGAUGCUGCUCCGACGCCGAUGGAGGUAGCGACGGUUUCCGGAGGAACGGAUACGCGUGGGAAGAGCGUCGACGAGGUGUGGAGAGAGAUCGUAUCUGGAGAAGGGAAGGGGAUGAAGGAGGAAGCAGAGACGCAGCAUGACGAGAUGAUGACGUUAGAGGAUUUCUUAGCGAAAGCCACUGGUGAAGACGGAGGAGGAGGAGGAGAGUCCGAUGACGUGGACGCGAAGAUUCCUCCCGAGAGUUACGGAUUCGAUCAUCACAAUCCGUUUCAGAUGAUUGAUAAAGUGGAAGGAUCGAUCGUUGCGUUUGGGAACGGUGUGGAUGUCUACGGAGGAGGAGGAGGAGGAGGAGGAGGAGCGAGAGGGAAGAGAGCGAGAGUGAUGAUGGAGCCGUUGGAUAAAGCAGCUGCGCAGAGACAGAGGAGGAUGAUCAAGAACCGUGAGUCUGCUGCUAGGUCUAGAGAGAGGAAGCAGGCUUAUCAAGUUGAGUUGGAGACUUUAGCUGCCAAGCUCGAGGAAGAGAAUGAGAAGCUUUCUGUGGAGAUUGAAGAGAAGAGGAAAGAGAGGUACCAGAAGCUGCUGGAGUUUCUGAUUCCUGUGGUUGAGAAACCUAAGCAGGAACCUCGGUUCUUGCGCAGGAUUCGAUCUUUGGAGUGGUAAGGAUGGUCCAGAACAAAUAAAAAGGUAGAGACUUUGGAAGGUUUCUUUAGGAUUGUAAGGUUUCUUUUGGUAUGUAACUAUAAGACCUGUGUGUAUGAGAGUGAUUUCGUAAUCUGCAGUAAAGAGUAGCGAAUGUGAUGAUGAAUAUGGCUAAUAACUUUACUAUAUUAUAUAUAUAGAUUGCAUAUGUUAUUUAGUUAUCACUUAUGGUUUUGAUGAGA
Molecule: messenger RNA, 1246 nt
Organism: Brassica oleracea var. oleracea
Lineage: Eukaryota; Viridiplantae; Streptophyta; Magnoliopsida; Brassicales; Brassicaceae
Product: G-box-binding factor 4
Exons: 1
Coding region: 144-1025 (293 amino acids)
Biological process (GO): positive regulation of DNA-templated transcription
Cellular component (GO): nucleus
Molecular function (GO): DNA-binding transcription factor activity
Source: RefSeq, a predicted model, not a curated record